ACGGUAGUGAGCCACUGCUGUGGCCCGUGUGUGCUGCCAAGUGCCAGUGAGUUACGUAUUGGUACUUAUUUCUUAGAUGGGUGUUCCCUCGCUUUUUUUUCUCCGCUUGGCGCCCUGACCAGGGUUCUCGUGCACCCGAUUUGAUCACUUAUACGUUGGGCACGACUCCAUACGCAGGGGAAACCCACACUCUCUGUGCCGCCAGGAUCACCUGCCCACAGGAGAUAAGGAGGACGACAGAAAAAGUCAUCGAUGGAGGGGGUUCCAACUUUUGAAGGGGACAAUGACUUGUCCUUUGAGGACAGCGAUUCUGCUUUCCCAUCGUUGUGUUUGACUCCCCCAGGCCACCAGGGGGGGUAUGACCUGGAGCAGAGGAGGCAGGUCGAGGAUGAGGAGCAGGCCGUGGAGAGCUUCAUCGCCCGCAUCGACCCUGAUGCUGCACUGAAUUAUAACACCAAUGCAACAACCAGAGGAGAUGCUCAGGCCUAUGUGGAGCUGAAUGAGCUUCAAGGAGGCAUCUGGCAGGAGACAGGUCGAUGGGCCGGCUACGAGGAGAGCUACAACCCAGACUCUGGGAAAUGGGGCGACUCCCACGUCUCCUACCUCACCUUCAAAAGCCUGAUCCAGCUCCGCAAAGCCAUGAGCAAUGGUGCAAUACUCCUGGACAUCAACGAGGGAGGCUUAUCCGGUGUCCUGGACAGCCUGGUGGACGAGCUACUGAACAAGGGAGAGAUCCGUUCCAGUGACCGCGAUGGCCUGCUAAGUGCGCUGCGCCAGAGACGAAGCCAAACAAACGUUUCAGAAGGUGCUGGAGGCAUUGAAAUGCAGACCUUUUCAGUGACUAAGCAGCGAGACUCAGCUGAGGCUGUAGAGGCUUCGAUUGUUCUCUCAGGGGCCAUGGACAGUCUGCAGAAGCCAGUGGUGGCCUUUGGUAGGCUGGCCAACUCGGUGGUGAUGGACUCUGUCCUGGAGACUCCGGUGCCUGUGCGCUUCGUGUUUGUGCUGGUGGGGCCCAGCAGCAGUGGCAUGGACUACCAUGAGAGCGGACGAGCCAUGGGUACACUGAUGGCUGACUGGGUAUUCAGCCUAGAAGCAUAUCUGGCACAGACCGACAAAGAAAUAACCAACGCCGUGGCGGACUUCAUGGACUGCAGUAUCGUCAUCCCGCCAACUGAAAUCCAAGACGAGGCUAUGCUGAGGCCAAUCAUUGACUUUCAGCAGCAGAUGCUGAAGGAUCGCGUGCGUCCAGUAGACACAAGGAUUUACUUUGGAGACAGGGCAGUAGCCGCAGGUGGACCUGAGGAGCCUCGUGAGGACCCCCUGGCCCGUACAGGGGUGCCGUUUGGGGGCAUGAUCAACGACAUCAAGCGCCGCUACCGCCACUACAUCAGCGACUACACAGACGCGCUCAACCCCCAGGUCCUAGCCGCCGUCAUCUUCAUCUACUUUGCCGCCCUGUCUCCCGCCAUCACCUUCGGAGGACUUCUGGCCGACAAGACGGAGCACAUGAUGGGCGUCUCCGAGCUGAUGAUCUCCACCUGUGUCCAGGGUGUCAUCUUCUGUAUUUUUGCCGCUCAGCCAGUCCUGGUCAUUGGUUUCACCGGACCUUUACUGGUGUUCGAAGAAGCUUUCUUUCAGUUCUGCAAGAGCCAAGAGCUGGAGUACAUCGUGGGCCGUAUCUGGGUGGGCAUGUGGCUGAUCUUGAUUGUGGUGAUCAUAGUGGCAGUGGAGGGCAGCUUCCUGGUCAAGUUCAUCUCGCGCUUCACACAGGAGAUCUUCUCCAUCCUCAUCUCCCUCAUCUUCAUCUAUGAGACCUUCGCCAAGCUGGGCAGGAUUUUCAAAGCCCACCCACUGAUUCUGAAUUAUAAACACCUGGACGUGGAUGCGAUUGACCCUUUCUACCAUCCUGUUAACAUUACUGUUAAAACCGAGGAUGGAAAUUUAACCACUAUCGAAGUGCAUGAGGACCGUGCCUACCCCAACACUGCCCUUCUCUCCAUGUGUCUGAUGUUUGGAUGCUUCUUCAUCGCCUACUUCCUCAAACAGUUCAAGAGCGGGGUCUUUCUUCCUGGCUGGCUGCGUCGCAUGAUUGCAGACUUCGGGGUGCCAAUUGCAAUUUUCUUCAUGAUUGCUGUGGACAUCUCCAUCGAAGACGCCUACACCCAGAAACUGGUGGUGCCCAAGGGUCUGACCGUGUCCAAUACCACAGCGAGAGGCUGGCUCAUCGACCCCAUGGGAGAGAGGAAGCCAUUCCCCGUCUGGAUGAUGGUGGCCUCCUUUGGCCCUGCCCUCCUGGUCUUCAUCCUCAUCUUCAUGGAGUCCCAGAUCACCACGCUGAUUGUGAGCAAGCCCGAGCGGAAGAUGAUCAAGGGCUCCGGCUUCCACUUCGACCUGCUCCUGCUGGUGGCCAUGGGGGGUGCGGCGUCCAUCUUCGGCGUGCCCUGGCUCAGCGCUGCCACUGUGCGCUCCGUCACCCACGCCAACGCCCUGACCGUCAUGACCAAGGGCCCCAAGGUGGAGAUCGACAAGGUGGUGGAGCAGAGGAUCAGCGGUAUCCUGGUCUCCAUGCUGGUUGGUGUGUCGAUCCUCAUGGAGCCGAUUCUCAAGAUGAUCCCCAUGACAGCUCUGUUUGGUAUCUUCCUCUACAUGGGUAUUACAUCACUGAAUGGCAUCCAGCUCUGGGAUCGCAUACUGCUCCUGAUCGUGCCAAAGAAGUACCACCCCAAACUGCCCUAUGCCACCAUGGUUCCCACCCUCAAGAUGCACUUGUUCACGCUAAUCCAAGUGGUAUGCCUGGCUGUCCUGUGGGUGGUGAAGUCCAGUAAUUUCUCCCUGGCCCUGCCCUUCAUCCUCAUCCUCACCAUCCCCCUACGCAUGCUGUUGACGGGAACCCUCUUCAGCCGAAAUGAGAUCAAAUGUCUGGAUGCCGAUGACGUGAAGGUGGAGCUGGACGAGGAUGAGGUGUAGACGGAUCUAAUCACCGCCGCCUUCAAAGGCCGUCCUCUCAACU
Molecule: messenger RNA, 3010 nt
Organism: Engraulis encrasicolus (European anchovy)
Lineage: Eukaryota; Metazoa; Chordata; Actinopteri; Clupeiformes; Engraulidae
Gene: slc4a1a
Product: solute carrier family 4 member 1a (Diego blood group)
Exons: 21
Coding region: 253-2967 (904 amino acids)
Biological process (GO): regulation of intracellular pH; transmembrane transport; monoatomic anion transport
Cellular component (GO): basolateral plasma membrane; plasma membrane
Molecular function (GO): bicarbonate transmembrane transporter activity; monoatomic anion transmembrane transporter activity; solute:inorganic anion antiporter activity
Source: RefSeq, a predicted model, not a curated record